Molecule: messenger RNA, 1589 nt
Organism: Solea senegalensis (Senegalese sole)
Lineage: Eukaryota; Metazoa; Chordata; Actinopteri; Pleuronectiformes; Soleidae
Exons: 7
Coding region: 118-1014 (298 amino acids)
Molecular function (GO): oxidoreductase activity
Source: RefSeq, a predicted model, not a curated record
CAUUCUCUGUCUCCCCUCUCCCUCUCUCUUAUUUUUUGUUCUGCGUUUCAUUUCUCUGGACGGGAGUCUUGAUGCAACAUUGACGAAAUACAGAGUUUUAAGUCACCGACUGCAGAAAUGCAAGCAAUCAGGUCUCUGUUAACCCCCAAGUGGUCCUCAGACGUGUCUCUGGAGGGAAAGACAGCCAUAGUCACGGGGGCAAACUCUGGCAUUGGAAAAGAGACGGCUAAAGACCUGGCCAGCAGAGGUGCCCGGGUGAUUUUGGCAUGCAGAGACAUGGCCAAAGGAGAACAAGCUGCUCGGGACAUUAUAAGAGAGGUGGAGGACGCAAAGGUCGUCACACGGCACCUGGAUCUGGCCGACACCAAGUCAAUCUGCCAGUUUGUCGAGAAUGUCUAUGACACUGAAAAGGCUCUUCACUACCUGAUCAACAAUGCUGGUGUGGCUAUUUGCCCUCACAACUUGACAGUGGACGGAUAUGAAAUGCAGUUUGGAGUAAAUCACUUGGGUCACUUCUUCCUCACUUUCCUGUUACUGGAUUUGCUGAAGCACUCGGCCCCCUCCCGAGUUAUCAAUGUGGCAUCGGGAGCUCACGCCAUGGGCAGGAUCCACUUUGAUGACCUGAGUGGUGAGAAGGACUAUCACCCGGUCAGGGCCUAUGCACAGAGCAAGCUGGCCUCUGUCCUUUUCACCAGAGAGUUGGCCAAGAGGACAGAAGUCUUCGGUGUGACGACUUACUCUGUGGACCCCGGUGUGGUCAACACUAAUUUGACCAGGCACAUACGGCGCCCUCUUGUGGACGUGUUGAAGAGGUUCAGUUGGCUGCUGAAGACCCCAGCAGAGGGAGCCUACACCACCGUCUACUGCGUCAUCACCCCCGAAAGCCAGCUGCUCACUGGAGGACACUACAAGGACUGUGCCAGCACAGAGGCGUGCAGAGCAGGUCAGGAUGAUGGCAUUGCUCUGAAGUUAUGGGCUGUGAGCUGCCACAUGCUUGGCAUCUGCUGGAGAUAAAUUAUAGCUUCAAUACUUACAGUAUAAUAAUAUGCUGUGCUCUCCCAUGUACUACAAAAAAACAAUAUUCAUGAGCUCAUAUAGCAAAAGAGUGAAAAUUGACAGCAAAGCGGGUGACAGUGAAAGCUUUAAGUGGGAUGAGAGAAGUCUAACUGGUGAGAAAGCCAUGCAAGUUGAUUGGAGCUGCACUUAAUUAAAAGAAAUAUGGCUUACAAUCCAUUUUUUUUUUUGGUUGGGGACAGCUAAUUCGUGAAAUUAGGAUUAAGCAGCCUGGUCCACUCUGAUUUUGUCAUGACAAAAGUUUUAUUAUGAUUAUUUUUAAGCUCAAUAAUAGUGAUUAAUGCUGUAUCUAACAUAUAGAGUGUCCUUCUCUUACGGCACAUGCUGUAAAUCAGGGGUCUCAAAGUCAAAUGACCUGGGGGCCACGUGAGCUUCAAACCUGGUCAGUAGGGGGCGCUCAUGUGAAGAAAAGUCCAACUGUGUGGGAAAAACACACCUGUUCAGACGGGGUCAUCGAUAUAAACUUAAAAUCACAUCAUUCCAUCAUGAUAUCGCAGUAACAUUUGUGAUGAUAU